Molecule: messenger RNA, 4783 nt
Organism: Drosophila rhopaloa
Lineage: Eukaryota; Metazoa; Arthropoda; Insecta; Diptera; Drosophilidae
Exons: 9
Coding region: 1604-3160 (518 amino acids)
Molecular function (GO): protein binding
Source: RefSeq, a predicted model, not a curated record
CGCAGCACAACGAGCAAACGGAAACCGGAAACGGAAGUGGAAGUGGAAAAGGCAGUGGCACAAAGCACAGUUAAUCGGGCUGAGAACCGAAAACAGACAACCGACAACAGACAACUGAGAACUGAGCGCAGUGAAGUGUUUGUUUUCGGCGUUAUCAGUGGAUGCACGCGUUUCCAGCUCUGAUUGCGAAUAGGGAUUGGGAUUGGGAUUCAUAUUCAAAUUCGCAUCCAGACUCGGGACCCCGGACGGACGGAGGAGGCGGCGAGCCGGAGAGGCGUGUCACUAGCAGGUGGCUGAUCCGGUUAACCACAGUCCGACGGCAAAAACCUCCUCGCAGCCAAAAACACUGGGCGAUAAUUAACCGCAUACCACAAGCCGCACCGAGGAAAAGCAAAUACCGAAAUCAAAACAAAACAAAUCGGUAACUGAAGGAGAACAAUAAAGGGGCGAAAAAGCAAAGGUGGCGUACAAUGCGGCCUAAAUACUUUGGCAAUUAUGCCAAAAUUGUUAACAAAAUACGAAAUGUAUCAAACUAACUAAAAGCGACAGCAGGAAACCGCAGAAAUUACAAAGGACCAAGGCACAAGGGAUAGGCGACGACAGGUGGCAGUUGGUCGCUUGGGUCCUUAAUUCGGAAUUCAUUUCGUGGAGGACCGAAAACGUCCCCUUCGAUUGCCGAAAAGAAAGCAACAGAGCUCAGGCCCGAAACACAACCCAGACCCCAGUCCAAUUGAAACCUCAAUAGAAAUACAAACGGAAGCCGAAACAAAAACUCACUUAAGUUGCCAUCCAAAUCAACGGCUGUCAGACAAAAAGUCGCUUUUUAUUGAUUUUUAUAAAGCCAAGCAGCAACACCAAAAAGCAAUGAACAGCAAAGAAUAAUAACACAAGCCGCAGAAGCAGAAACAAAAUAAAAAUAAAAAUAAAAACAAAAAGCGAACGCAAUGUGAAUAAUUCCCCAGUUGAACAGAAGUGAGCACGAAACAGAAAAACUGUUGGAAUAUUCCCUGCUCCCGCCCCCUCGUAUCCUAUUUCCCCCUCCCCGUUGGGGGGAUCCCCCACUAUACAAUAAAUACAAUACUAUCGCAACGUUCAUCAAAUGCGAUUCGAUUCGAUGACGAUUCAAACAGGAGACACCGGAGAGACGGACGCACACGGAGCCCCAUAAAAAUGUGUUAUAAAAAUAUACACGCAUAAAUUUCCCCCCCAACAAGGACAUAAAUAUAUCAAAGCCCGGCCGGGGAAAAUUUAAUGCAAAUGUCAUUGACAAAGUCAAUUAGCAGGAAAGCCAACGAAACGAGCGAAAAUGCUGCAGCUGCACAAUUGAAAAAUUGAAAAUUGAUUACGGGAGACACACUCAAACUAAACGGAAAAGCGGGGCAAAAGCAAGACUGAUUUUAUGUUUAGUUAGAUUAUUUUUAAAGCAACUAUUUUGUGAGGAAAAACCAGAAACUGCAACAACGAAUUAGCCAAGCGGAAACCCUAGCAAAGAGGAGAACCAACCGACCACAGAGAAAGCAGGAACAGGGAAAGCAGCUAAACCAGCUAAAGCAACAAAGGCAUCGACAUCCCCAACGAAAAGCAACCGGAUUCAUACGAAAGCAUGUUUGUGUUCAUAGCUGUGCUGUUUGUUAACGCUUGCCUAGCGGGCACCAUUCCGGCUACGCCGGAGAACAUAACCGUCACAUUUCUGACGCCUACGGCGGUCCGAGUGUCGUGGCAGACGCAAAUCGAUCUGAAGGCACAUCCCAUCGAGAAGUACAUCGUGACGUACAAGCCGACAGAUGACAGUUACAGGGUUGUACAGGACGUCGCCGGCAGCAGCGAGGCCAUUGUCCUGGAUCGCCUGCUGCCCAGCACACAGUACUCCCUCGUUGUGACGGCCAUUUGGCAGGGCAAGAAGUACCGCAGCCGUGGCCAGAUCAAGUUCAAGACGCUGGAUCUGCCCAAGAACACCUCUCAGCAGGACUUUCCGCCGGGUAUCUAUGGUAAUGGCAGCAAUGGCGGUCGCAAUGGAAGCGCAAAUGCCAGCAUCUUCGGCGACGAUGUGACCUCCACGGCUACGAACACUCUGACUCAUGGAACAACCAGGGAAUUGCCCACUAUACGCGGCGUGGAGAUCGGCAUCGUCCUGAUCGUGCUGAUGGUGUGGGCCGGAGCCAUCGCCCUGUUUUUCAACCGGUGGGGCAAGAUCCGGAUGCUGCUGCCCUACCAGCCGGACUACAAGCACGAGCAGCUGAAGGUGCCGGGCACGGGAGUCUGCAGUGCCAGCGGAUGCAAUGGCCAGCACUCGCACCAGUUCGACAGCAGUGAAUGUGCCCACCCACCGUUGCACUGCAAUAGCCGCCACAUCCACAUGCUGGCCGAGGAGCAUUCCACCUCCCUCUCGGAGCGCUGCACCCGCAGCCGGAUCAACUCGGCCAUCUUCGUGUCCUCGGAGGGACGGGGCUUCGACUCCAUCGAGUUCCUGCGCCGCCACGGAUCCCAGAGCGUGCUCUGCCGGAAGGCCAAGAGUGCCGAGAACAUUACGGAAAACGGCCGAAGGAAGAGUCUUCGCCCUUGGCGCACCGACGAUGAAUCCUGUAAGCAGCAGCACCUCUCCCAGGACAGCAACGACAUCGAGCUGAAGGAGUGCGGCGGCGCUGGAGGAGAACUGCUCCGCCUGCCGGUCAUCCACGAUGGCAAGCAAUCGCCGACGGCCGUUACAAGUCUCCUGGCUCGAUCGGCGGCCAUAACCACGGCCAACAUGAUUGUGGGCAGCAUUUCGCUGGAGGCACCGCCACCCUACAUGCAGGACGACGAAGGCGACACAAUGUCCACGGCGGCACUUAUCCACAGCGAUGCGGCUGCCGUGGUCCACGAAUCCCAGGACUCGGCGGAGACGGUGGAGGAACUGGUGCAUGUGCCCCUUCUGGCCAGUGCCACGGCCACGGCCAGUGUUUCGGCCUCAUCCUCGCCCAGCAUUGCCAUCGAGGCCAAGCCGCGCGUCCUGGUGCACCAGCGAUCCUCGACCUGCUCCUCGUCGCCGCACAGCAGCCCCAAGAACCUGGGCAACCUGGGACUCAAGAUCGUCAAGCCCAAGAUCAGUGCCGUGCCAAUGGUUUCCGUGUCGGGUCCCUCGCCGCCCAUUGAGAAGCCACCGCUGGCCGAGUGCUUGUAACAAAUGGCAGCCGAAACAUUUAUCUAAGCUCGCGCUUAGGGCAACUGGACCUGGACCCCGCAUCCUGGACAGCCCUUAAAAACCAAAAGUCCCAAACAAAAAAAUAACCAAGUCCAAAUCCUACUUAAAUAAUCUAAGACGAGAUAGUUGAGAUGGAGAAAGUAUGCCAGCUGCUCAAAUAAGUGUUUCGGUAAGGGGCUUUAAAAAGGAGAAUGCGAAGAAGAAAGUUGAAGGUUGAGAUGUAGUAAUAGUAUAGAAACAAAAAGAAUAUUGUACCAGUGGUCAUCACCAGGCAAAGAAAGCUUUGUAUAUUCAACAACGACUGAAGUAUACACAUAUGUACAUUAUAAACGAAAACAAUGGUAAUCUUUAGAACUUAAGGACUUAAGUCGAUUGUGUAUGUGUGUAUACAUACCUAUUAACUGAUAAAUCAGCUUUAACAACAAACAAGUAAACUAUCAGGCUUUAAUUAUACGACGAUGAUGAAUUUCUGGUUUAACCUAGUCUGUAGACUCACCCUAGCUGUUGAAACGAAUAAUUCAUUUCUGUUUAAAUGUUCUCCUAUACAUAUAGCCAAAAAAACAAAACCACUUGGGCACCACAACUGUUAUACACGCGAUCUAUAUAGAUUUACUGAAUAUAUUUAUAUUUAUACACCCACUAAAAUUACGUGCAUGCGUUGAAGAGCCCUGCAUCAAUCAAAAGGGCUAAAAUCCUUUAUCCUCAACAUGUUCUAUAAUUUCUAUACAAAAACUAUUUAUUUGAUACAUUUGAACUAUGGAAUUCGGGUUGAUUAUCAAAAUUGAGAAACAUGCAGAUCUAUGCAGGGCUCUACUUCGUACUUCAGAGGUAUUCGGACACCCGCUAUACACUUAGCUCUUAAUGUUAAGAUGAUGAAAUCACAUAGUCCAAAUGUUACUUGCUAACAUAUCAGAUACUCUACUGUACCCACGACCAAAGCGAAACGUUUGAAACUGUAAACUAGUCCAUAAUUAGACGUAAGGAUUAUAUUUCAAAACUUAUAAUUAGAUGUAGAGUUUUCGUCAAGUAAGUGCCCUGGAUGACUUCUGAGUGUGUUUUUAAAACCAGAUUCGUACAUGUAUUUCGUGUAGAUGUUUCUGUAGCUCGAACUUUACCCUAUUCAAAGGAGUAUAGCUGACGUUAAGCGAACACAUUGAUGGAUUUAUAGAAGUUUAUAUAGGAAAGUUAUUAUAGGGAUCUCCAGCUAGCACCAAACCCCAUUUGCUCCCGCUCACUGAUUUAGGUAGUCUCUAUACAUAUUAGUUAUGAUACUCCAAAUUUUAUCUAUCCACCUACGCGUUAGACACUUGAAAUCUAUCCUAUCCAGUUCGUUUGAAUAAUAAAAUACAAAAAGUGUAAAUACACACCGCACUUGUACCUACAUCAACUGAAAUACUCUUCAGUGGAACACAAACGUUGUUAUUAAGGAAUUGUCAAUUUAUGGUCCAAAGCUACAAUAAUUAGAACAUCAUUUGGAUGGUUCAGCAGUAAGCUUAACUAAGUUCUAGUUUACGUUCGAUUCGCUAACACAAAACAAAAGUAAAACUGUGUGAAUGUGUAUUUUUGAAAUCAAAUAAACGAAUUACAUAAUUGUAAACUUUU